AUGGGAAUACAUGGAAAUUUUCAUGAGAAACAUAAUGCAAUUAAGCAAAAAGAUUUCCCAGAAGCAAAGAUAAUAAGAUUUAUUACAUUAAAGAAAGCGAAUAGUAAGGUCGCAUUAGUAGUUUAUUUAUUCGUCUCGUCUCUUCUUCGUCAUAGGAAAACUAAAACCAGUAGAUAUGAAGUUCUAUUGAGUUUUCCAUUUAGAAUAUAA
This is a messenger RNA of Clunio marinus, 210 nucleotides long. The record is from the annotation of a GenBank genome assembly. Lineage: Eukaryota; Metazoa; Arthropoda; Insecta; Diptera; Chironomidae.